AUGAAAUUUAAACUAUACAUCUUCUUCUCUUUACUUACAUUACAUUAAGCUACAACAUUUUCAACUAUAAAAUGUACUUGUGAACAAUUACUAUCCCAAAAUGACUGUUUGACUAAUAAAUGUACAUGGGAUUAAAAUAAAUGUGUCAUUAAUUUAGAUACUCCUGUGGAGAUUAAUACAAUUGUUACAUAUUGCACACAAUUUGAGGAUUAAAUUUGUUAAUAAUAGAUUGGUUGUGCAUGGAUUGAUAAACAAUGCAUUCCUUUCAUUGGUUGUAGUGCAUAUGCAUAUACAGGACAUGAGGAAUGCCAAUAUAUUUCAAAUAAAUGUAUUUCAGAUGGAGUGCAUUGUAUUGAUUUAGCAUAGUGCUAAGCUUAUAAAACAGAGAUAGCAUGUGUAAAGAAUACAAAUAAUAAAGUUUGUUAUUGGAAUAUAGAUAAAUGUUAAGACAUUUAAGAGUGUUCUCAAAUAUCAAAAACAUUAUAAAGUGAUGAAGAAUGUAGAUUUUAAAUGUCAAAAUGUACAGUUUCAGAAUAAAGUGGUUGUGUAGAUAGUGGAGAUGCAUGUUCAAAUUAGAAAUUAGAGAAAUAAUGUAUUUGGGAUAAAAGUAAAUCAUAAUCUUGUGCAUGGAUUAGUGAUAAAUGUGUGAGUAGAAUAUGUUAGAAUGCUCCUGUAACUUAUACUACAUUUGAGUAAUGUAAUGAAUUUCUGUCUACUUGUACUGCUUAAUUAAAUGGAGGAUGUAUAAAUAUAAGUUCUUGUGAGAAUAUAAAGGUUGAAUUGGGUUGUGUUAUGAAUAUGAAUAAAUAGCCAUGUAUUUGGAUUGACAACAAUUGUUUAGAUAAAUAAUGUUCGAAAGCUCCUGUUAAAUUCAAUACAAAUGAAUUAUGCAAGAAAAUAAAUAAUAAUUGUAUAACAACAUUAAAUGGAUGUGUAGAGUAAUUAUCUUGUGAAUCUUCAAAAACAUAAAUAGGUUGUAUAGAUAUGAUAGAUGGUACUAAAUGUUAUUGGAAUGGAUCUAAAUGUGUUGAUAAAACAUGUUAAAAUAACACAACAAUAAAGACUGAAGCUGAAUGUCAAUUAUAUUCUAAUAAUUGUAUUUUAAAUGUUACAGUUUAAAGUGGUUGUCUUGACAAAAUUUGUGAAAAUAUUGUAUAAGCUGAAUAAUGUACAAUUGAUAAGUUCAAUAAUAAGUGUUCUUGGAAGAGUACUUGUUUUACUAAGAGUUGUAAUACAGCUCCAAAGACAUUCACAACAAAUAAUGAAUGCUAAUUAUAUAUGAAUUCUUGUGUUUUAGAUACAUCUGGAAAUGGAUGUAUGAAUAUAAGAUUAACAUGUUUGGGAUAUGUAUCAGAAAAGUCUUGUUUAAUAACGAAAGGUGGAUAAUAUUGUCAUUGGUAGGAUAAGUAAUGUAUUGAUAGAACAUGUAGUAUGGCUAGUGUAAGUAUGAAUAGUACUUAACAAUGUUAAAUAUUUAAACCAGAUUGUAUUUUAUCUAACAAUUCUCGUGGAUGUAUGGAUAUGACAUAAAAUUGUGAAGAUAGAAAAUUAUAAGGUAAUUGUUAAUAUGGUGAUAAACCUAUUUGUAUAUGGAAUAUAAAUAGAUGUGUUAUAUAAUCAUGUGAAACUGCAAAUAUAGUUGGUUCACCAAAUUAUUUGAGUUAUUUUGAUUAAUAAUCUUGUCUUUCAUAUAUGGAUAAUUGUAUACCAAACAAUUCAGGCAAUGGAUGUAUUACAAAACCAUAAUCAUGUACUCAAUUAAGUAUUAAUAAUUGUAUUAUUGCAUAAUAAAAUGAUUGUAUUUGGAUAGGUGGAUAAUGUAAAGAUAAAAUAUGUAUAAAUCUAAUUGGAUCUUCUCAUUAAGACUGUUAAAUAUAAUUAUCUAAUUGUACAGUAAAUGGAAAUUUAAAUAGUUGCAUUCCAUUAUCAUCUAAAUGUUCAUCUUAUACUUAAUAAUAAUAAUGUUAUUUAACAUCUAAUAAUGUAUAAUGUACUUGGAAUGGUACUCAAUGUAGAGAUGCUAUAUGUAGUGAUGCUAUUGAUUCAUCUGAUUAUGAUACAUAUGAAGAAUGUAAUUCACUCAAUUCUAUUUGUACUGUUGUUAGUAAAGUAGGAUAAUAAGGAUGUGUAGAGAAAUAUUCAACAUGUGAAAGUUACAAUUAAUAAUAUUAAUGUCAUUCAUCAUCCAAUUCUAUUAAAUGUAUUUGGAUUAAUAAUUCAUGUUAAUAAGUUUAGAAUUUGACUUGUGGAGAUAUCAAAAUUGCUAUAUAUGAUGAUAUUAAUUGUAGUAAUAUAUUAUCUAAUUGUAAAUCAAAUAUAACUUAAACUGGAUGUAUUAAUAAAGCAUGUACAGAUUAUAAUUAUACUACUAAAAGUGAUUGUGAAUAAUUAACAGGAUGUACUAUUAAUGCUGAUUUUAAUAAAUGCAUAAUUAAAUAAUAAAAAUGUUCAUCUUAUAGUUCUGAUUCAACUUAAUGUAAAUAUUCUGAAGAAAAAGGUGAAUGUAUAAUGAUUGGUCUUGAUUGUUUACACACUCAUUUAGAAUGUAAUACAAUUACAAAUCCUAUAAAUGAUAAUGAUUGUUUUAUAAAAAGAUCAUUUUGUAAAAUGUAGGUAACUGAUUAAGGAAAUAAAUGUAUUUAAAGAAAUUGUAAUGAAUAUAGUGGUAUUACUCCAACAUCAUUUAGUAUUUGUUAAGAAUAUGAUUAUUCUUGUAUUAAUACUAGAGAUAAUAAUGGAUGUAUUGAAAUGAAAUAAUAUUGUAAUGAUGCAGUAGAUGCUUCAUGUGUUUAUGCAAAAGAUGAAGGACUUUGUAAAUAUAAUGGUACAAGUUGUGUAGCUGUUGCUACUGCCAAUACUAAAAAUUGUAAUUUGAUUGUAGAAGUUGGACUUACUUAUCAGAAAUGUUAAGAAUAUUCAAAUAAUUAUUGUAGUGUAAAUAGAUCUAAUUCUGCUUGUGUGAAUAUUAAACCAUAAUGUUCUGAAUAUACUAAUAUAUAAGAUUGUUAUUAAUCAACAUCAGGUAGAUGUAUUUAAAGUCAAUAAAAUGAUAUUGGUGCAUUAUGUAUUAAUGUAAUCGAUUCAACUUAAUGUAAUAAAUUAUUUAUUGGAUAAUCUAGUAUUUACAAUCAAUCUAUUUGUGAAUCUUUGAAAAAUACUUGUACAAAUAAUUCAAAUUCUGGUUGUAAAGAUAAAACUUGUUAAAAUACUAAUACAUUAUUUACUACACAUGAUCAAUGUAAUAAUUGGUUAAAUAUAUGUACUAUUAAUACAACAUAUAAUGGAUGUAUUGAAAUGAAAUAAACUUGUUUAGAAUAAAAUAUUAAUUCUUGUUUAUAAGCAAUUGAAGGUUAAUGUAUUGUAUAUGAUAAUAAAUGUAUGAAAUUUACAUGUUAAAAAUUGUCUAAUACAUUAACUACACAUACACAAUGUGAAACAAUAAAUAAUUAAUGUACUGUUGCAACAUUUGGAGGAUGUAUUGUUAAAUCUAGUAAUUGUAAUAAUUACAAAACAUUAUUAUAAUGUCAAUUUAGUCUAGAUGGUAAGAAAUGUUGGUGGAAUCAAUAUAAUAUGACAUGUGUUAAUUUAUAAUGUAAUUUAAUUGAAUAAACUACAGAUUAUAAUACACAUAAUAAAUGUUAUAAUGCAUCUUCAUUUAUUAAAUGCACCUUAUCAUCAAAUGGAAUUGGUUGUCAAUAAUUAAAGACAUGUACUGAAUAUACAAUACAAGGAUAAUGUGUUAUUGAUAAAUAUAAUAAAUAAUGUGUUUGGAAUGAUAAUUUAAAUCCUAGUAUUUGUUAAUUGAAAUCUUGUGAAGCUGCAUCAUAUACAUUUACAACUCAUGAUGAAUGUUAAGCAUUUGAUUCAAUUUGCACAGUCUAAAUUAAAUAUAAUAAUGAUACAUCUACUUAAAAUUAUAGUGGUUGUUAGAACUUAAAUAUAAAUUGUUCUGAUUAUUAAUUUGAAUAAUAAUGUUACUUAAAUAAAAAUAAUAAAUUAUGUAAAUGGAUAGAUAAUUAAUGUAUUGAUUUUGGUUGUAAAACUGCUCCUCAAACAUCAGAUUAUUCUACUCAUGAAAAUUGUUAAUCUUAUUUAAAUACUUGCACAGUUAAUUCUGAUUUAUUAGGUUGUAUGACAAUACCAAAUAAUUGUUCAGAUAUCUUCUAUCAAAUUUAAUGUAUUAAAGAUAUUAAUAAUAAUGAAUGUUAUUGGUAUGAUUCAAAAUGUCAAUUAAAAACAUGUGAAAAUGCUCCAAAUGAUAAAAAUACUAAAACAUUAUGUGAAUAAUGGUUACCAUAAUGUACUGCUGAAGAUACUAAUAAAUGUAAAACCAUCACUUGUGAAGACUAUCCAUAUACUACUGAUUUAGAAUGUAGAUAAUAAAUGUCUUAUUGUACAACUGAUGGUAUUAAAUGUGUAACCAAAGGUUUAUGUGCUUAAGCAUUAAGUGAAAUUGCAUGUGAUAAAUCAAUCAAUAAUGAAUAAUGUUAUUGGAAUAAGACUUAUUGUACUUUAAAGCAAUGUAAUAUAAUAACCAAAGAAAUUGAUUGUACUAAUAGUUAUAAUAAUAUUCAAUGUAUUUGGGAUAAUAAUAAAUGUAGAAACAUUGGUGAAUGUUAUGAUUAUAAUGGUACAUCUCAUAAAGAAUGUUAAUCUAUCAAUAAAUUAUGCACUAUUGAUGAUAACAAAAAAUGUAGAAAAAUUAGAUUAUGUAAUGAUUAUUCAAAAUAAAUAUAAUGUAUAUUGGGAUUAGAUGGACCCUGCUUAUGGAUUCAAUAAUUAAAUAUUUGUCAUUAAUAUACAUCUUGUAAUAGCAUUAAGUUUCAAACACAUAAUGAAUGUUAAUAGAUUUCAAAAUUAUGUACAACAGAUGGUCUACAAUGUGUCCCUCUUACUCUUUGUUCUGAAACCAAUACUAAUGGAGGUUGUGUUGAAGGCAUUGAUGGAAGUUGUAUGUAAACAGUACCUGCUUUGAAUUCAAUUCAACCACCAAUUUGUAAACUCUUUACAAGUUGCCUAGAAGCAUAUUAUAUAACUCAUAAUGAAUGUCAAAAUGCCAAUAAAAAUUGUACAACUAAUGCAAUGAGUGGUUGUAUUAAUUUGAUGGAAUGUUCAUAAUAUCAGAGAUAAGAAUCUUGUUAAUUAGACAUUAAUGGAGUAUAAUAUCAAGACAAUCUUAUCAUUUCCACAGGUAAAUGCAUUUGGGAUAAUGGUCUAUGCAGAAAUUAAAUUUGCUCUGAUUUUAGUGGUAUUACUAAUGAACAAUGUAAUAAGUUUUUAUCAACUUGUACAUUUAAUGGAGUGAAAUGUAUUCCAAAAUAAAAUUGUUAUUAAUAUACUUCAUCAACUAUGUGUAGUAUUGCUUAUGGAAUAGAGGGUAAAUGUAAUUGGAAUGUAGCACUUGAUAAAUGUUUAAAAUUAACUUGUGAUGAUAUUUAAAAUGGAACUACAUUAGCAUUAUGUUAGAAGACUUUAUCUAAUUGUAUUACCAAUGGAGUAAAUUGUAUUAAUAAAGAUACUUGUUCUAGAUACAUUACUAAAAUUGCUUGUAAUGUAGGAGGUACAGAUGGUAUUUGUGUUUGGAAUGCUAAAACUUCUAUAUGUUCUUUAAUGAUGUCAUGUACUCAAGCUGAUAAUGAUUAAGAAGCUUGUUUAUAAGCAAGUGAUAGAUGUGCUAUCAAAUAUGCUACAAGUCAAUCUACAAGUUCUUGUUAUACUCAUACUUGUGAAACUUAUUUAAAUAGUAAUGGUUUAUGCAAAUCUUUCUAUAAUUGGAAUUAUUCUUCAAAAACAGCUUGUUCUUUUAGUUAAGGUAAAUGUGCUGAAAUUGAUCUCUCUAUACUUACCGAAUAACAAUGUUUAACAACUUCAGAGUAUUCAUUUACUUGGAAUACAAACAAAAACAUAUGCCAAUCAUGUAUUGCCCAACCAAAUAAUAAUAAUAACAAUAGUAAUCAAACGAAUACAAGUUCAGAUGUUAUAACACCUACUUAGACUAUUGAUUUUGGAUAUAUGAUACAAAGUAUAAUGUAUCUCUAUUUGAUUUCUAAUUGA
This is a messenger RNA of Paramecium pentaurelia, 6054 nucleotides long. The record is from the annotation of a GenBank genome assembly. Lineage: Eukaryota; Ciliophora; Oligohymenophorea; Peniculida; Parameciidae.